UUUCAAAUUUUUAAUGAAAUUGCAAAACUGUAGUUAUAUUAUCACUAAAAUUAUUAGGGAAAAGUCAUAUUUAUUAGUCGAUGAAUUUUAUAUAAAAAAUCAUUUGUUCAUUACCAGUCGAUAUCGAUUAAUUAAAAGAACAAUGUCAUCAUCGAAUUCAGAAAAUCGUAGUAUUCAUUCGGCACAGAUAAAUGAAAUUCAUGAUGUACCAAUGUCGGUCAUACAUCGACCAAUACCGCCAGUUUUGGAUGAAAAUAAAGUUCAAAGUUUGAUGCAAACGUUUAAGGACAAUCCUGAACAAAUACCACCGAUCGAUGUAUUAUGGAUCAAAGGACGUAAUGGUGGUGAUCAUUAUUUUUCAUUUGGUGGCUGUCAUCGUUUUGAUGCUGCAAAACGUCUUGGUCUACAAACAAUACGAUCCAAAUUGGUAAAAUCAACUGCCGAUGAUCUUCGUAUCUACAUGGGUUCAUCAACACCAGAUUUACAAUGAUUAGGUUGAAAAUUCAGUAAUCAGUUUUGUUUAUUUUUGUUUUUACAAUUUUUGUUGUACCAAAAAUUUCCUUUCAUUGAGAUCCUAAAUGCAAUGGAAUAAAUUUCAUUUUCAAAGCCCA
Molecule: messenger RNA, 611 nt
Organism: Dermatophagoides farinae (American house dust mite)
Lineage: Eukaryota; Metazoa; Arthropoda; Arachnida; Sarcoptiformes; Pyroglyphidae
Gene: Srx
Product: sulfiredoxin
Biological process (GO): cellular response to oxidative stress
Cellular component (GO): cytoplasm
Molecular function (GO): sulfiredoxin activity
Source: RefSeq, a predicted model, not a curated record